Messenger RNA from Anguilla anguilla (European eel), 1220 nucleotides. Its product is annotated as ubiquitin domain-containing protein UBFD1-like. The transcript is spliced from 7 exons. Gene Ontology annotation, molecular function: cadherin binding; RNA binding. Bases 79 to 924 code for a protein of 281 amino acids. The record is from RefSeq and is a predicted model, not a curated record. NCBI's taxonomy places the organism in Eukaryota, Metazoa, Chordata, Actinopteri, Anguilliformes, Anguillidae.
AGGUAGCUGGCAAACCUUAGCGAGCUACGUUUCCCAGAAGGCACAACGUCAGUGGCUGUAUUAUUGUACACAAUCAUCAUGGCGUCUGAGUGCGGAGCUGAAGGUAUGGUGAAAACUGAAGAUGCCAUUGAGGAACAGUAUGGAAAUGUUUGUGAAGGUGGAAGCCCAGCCGGCUGUGCACAAGAAUCUCGGACAGACAGUGAAAUCCCUGUCAGCAAUGGGGGGGAAACUGUUGAGGAUAAAGAAAUGGUGGACUUGAAAAUUAUCUGGAACAAGAACAAGUAUGAUUUAAAAAUCUCUCUUGAUGGAACAGGAGCCAACCUGAAAGAGAAAAUUAACUCCCUAACAGGUCUUCCCCCUGCUAUGCAAAAAGUGAUGUACAAGGGAUUGCUGCCAGAAGACAAGACGCUACGGGAAAUCAAAGUAACAAAUGGUGCAAAAAUAAUGGUUGUGGGAUCCACAAUUAAUGAUGUACUAGCAGUCAAUACACCCAAAGAAGUUGUUCAGCAAGAGGUAAAAGCUGAAGAAAAUAAAAAAGAGCCUUUAUGUCAACAAAAACAACACAGAAAAGUGCUGGAUAAAGGAAAACCUGAAGAUAUUAUGCCCUCUCUAAAAGGAAUCAAGGAGCGUUUGCCAACUGUGCCUUUGUCAGGGAUGUACAACAAAUCAGGCGGAAAAGUACGACUCACCUUCAAGCUGGAACAAGACCAGCUUUGGAUUGGAACAAAGGAACGAACUGAAAAAAUUCCAAUGGGCUCCAUCAAGAACGUGGUGACUGAACCAAUUGAAGGUCAUGAGGACUAUUAUAUGAUGGCAUUUCAGCUUGGUCCUACAGAAGCUUCUCAGUAUUGGGUAUAUUGGGUGCCUGCACAAUAUGUAGAUGCAAUCAAAGACACAGUCCUGGGAAAAUGGCAAUAUUUUUAAAUUUGCCUCCCUGACAAUGAAGAUCUGAUACAGAACAAAACUAAAGUGAACAAAGUGUCAAGAAAAACUCUGUCAUGAAGAACCAUGAAAGCCAGACACUGUGUUUUGUUAUGGGCUUUUUCUUAAGACAAAUAAGUUGCUGGAUCCCAUUUUAUUGGCACACUUCAUCAUAUGUUUUUAAAGGAAGCCUAAUGAAAACCAAUGAUAGAAUUGUACAUAAGAUGUCGAUAUUUUUUUCUCCCAGUCAUUCUUGAAGAAAUAAACUUAUUUAAGAAAAUAAAUAUUCUAGGACAUUU